Molecule: messenger RNA, 2452 nt
Organism: Oreochromis aureus
Lineage: Eukaryota; Metazoa; Chordata; Actinopteri; Cichliformes; Cichlidae
Product: CMP-N-acetylneuraminate-beta-galactosamide-alpha-2,3-sialyltransferase 1-like
Exons: 7
Coding region: 122-1099 (325 amino acids)
Molecular function (GO): beta-galactoside (CMP) alpha-2,3-sialyltransferase activity
Source: RefSeq, a predicted model, not a curated record
GUUUGUUACCUGUGAGUGAAAUGGUGAAAAGACUGUCACCGAUAGUGAGUCUACGCAACGUUUGUACGUGUAAUUCAUAAAACUAGACUGGAAAGGGAUUCCCUCGCAGAUCAGAUUUGUAAUGUUUCCUGGUCACACAUCUAGAAUGAUUUCAAAAUUGAAGAUGCUUGUUUUACUGCUGUGUUUCACUGGCAUUGGUGUGUAUUUCAAAAUGGGCUACCACUUCACUUAUUAUGCUAUGAACCAAAAGCCGUGUGCUUGUAAAAAAUGCUUAUCUGAAGAUAAGCAGUUGCUUCUGGAUCAAUCGAACAGAAGCAUUCAACCAUUUUUGACUCCAGACUUCAGCAUCUUGGAGAAUGAAUUCAACUGGUGGAAGCGCUUGCAGACUGAAAGCCGUAGCUUUGGAGUUUAUGAAACAACGGUGGCCAACUUCUUUAAAAUCUUCCCACGGAAUCCAGAUGUUAUACAACCCAAACCUGACCACUGCAGGACUUGUGCAGUGGUAGGUAAUUCUGGUAAUCUAAGGAGAUCACAUUAUGGACCGCUGAUAGAUUUACAUGAAGUUGUCAUAAGAAUGAACACUGGUAUUACCAGAGGCUUUGAAAAAGAUGUUGGUAACAAGACAACUCAUCGUGUCAUGUAUCCAGAGAGUGCUGUGGAUGUGGAUGACAACACUCAUUUUGUGCUGUUUCCUUUUAAGAUACAGGACUUUGAGUGGCUCAUUAAUGCCUCUACAACAGGUUUUACUGGAAGGUCUUAUAUGCCAGUGCCUUCAAAGAUCAAAGCUAAUAAGGAUUUGGUCAUGGUGGUAAAUCCAGCUUUUAUGAAAUAUGUUCAUGACGUUUGGCUGGGACACAGAGGACUUUAUCCAUCCACUGGCUUUAUGGCUUUGAUUCUUGCACUGCACAUUUGUGAUGAGGUUGAUGUGUUUGGUUAUGGAGCUGACAGUAAUGGAAACUGGAGUCACUACUGGGAAAUACUCAAAAACAAAAAUUUAAAAACUGGAGUACAUGCUGGAAAAUAUGAAUAUGACAUCAUCUGGCGCUUAGCUCAGCAACAAAAAAUUAAGUUUUAUGAGGCUGUAAUGAAGACGAUAUGAUUGAACCAGGAGCCAAAGUACUGAUGUGAAGCCAAAUGUAUGAAUUUACAACUAUAAUUGUCUCAUAUAGAGACAAUUCAAACUUAAAUUAAGAUUUAUUAUGAAGAAUGACUAUUAUUCCCUGAAGGACAAGUCAUUUGAUAUGUGCAGUUUUGGCAGUGUCUUUCCUCAUCUUAGACUUUAUGCUAACUUUGAAAAUAAAUAGGUGCACCCAAGGAAAAGCAGUCAGUCAUACAUACAUACAUGCCGAGCAUUAUAAAGUAAUUAUUGAAGGAUGGCAUUAUGGAAGGAGGAGCAAAGGGUAAAGAAGCAGAUGACAUAACACAAUUCAAAUUGUGUUUAAAAUGGGCAUUUGCAUCCUUUUGCAUCCACAUUUUAUAUAGGGUUACAAUAAUUUAAGUUUAUUGCUUUUUGUAAUGACCAUGGGAGAAACAAAAUAUUACAGCUUUUGAAAUAAAAUGCUUUGAAGGUAUUUGAUGAUAGUAGCAUUUAACUGCAUUUAGAAAUCAGAUAUUUGUAACUAUGUUAAAAAAUAUCUGAAAGGGUAUUUUUUUUGAAAGUUUGUUAGAAUGACGUGUUUUCGUAAAUGUGAUUAAGUUUAUGUAGGUCAUAAAAAGCUGGUCAGCAGAAUUGUGCACUAUAUUGCCAAAAGUAUUAGCUCAUCUGCCUUCGGACACAUAUCUACUUGAGUAGAUACGGUUUAAUAUGAUGUCGGCACACCCUUUGCAGCUAUAAAAGCUUCAGCUCUUCUAGGAAGAAUUUGGACAUUCUUUAGGAGUGUGUUUAUGGGAAUUUUUUAUGGGAAUGAGAAGGGCUGAUUUGCAGUUUCCAAAGUAACUCAUUCCAAAGGUUGGGGUUGGGUUGACGUGAGGAUUCAACUGCAUGUACAAGAGCAAAACAUCUGUUCCCCACAAAGCUGGGAGCAUGAAAUUUUCCAAAAUAUCUUGGUACACUGAAGCAUUAAGAGUCUCUUUCACUGGAACUAAGAACUCCUGAAAAACAACCCCACACCAUUAUCCCCCCACCAACAAGCUUUACACUUGGGAAAAUGCAGGCAGACAAGUACCACUCUUAUGGCAACCACCAAAGCCAGACUCAUCUAUCAAAUUUCCAGAUAGAGAAGCAUGGUUCGUCACUCUGGGGAACACGUGUCCACUGUUCUAUAGCAGGGCUCUAGAGUGCGACCAAAUUUUUCAAUGGUGCGACUAAAAAAAAUAUUUGGUGACACCAGUGCGACCAACUGUUUGGGUAACAAAAAAAAUCUCUGCAACUCUCCAUGUGGUCAACAACAGACACACAUUAUGCCCCUAUCGUGGACUAAACCAAUCAGAGAUAGUCAGGGGCGGGACCUCU